Messenger RNA from Thermothelomyces thermophilus ATCC 42464, 3493 nucleotides. RefSeq lists its product as uncharacterized. Bases 150 to 749 code for a protein of 199 amino acids. Gene Ontology annotation, molecular function: 6,7-dimethyl-8-ribityllumazine synthase activity. Lineage: Eukaryota; Fungi; Ascomycota; Sordariomycetes; Sordariales; Chaetomiaceae. The transcript has 2 exons. Gene Ontology annotation, cellular component: mitochondrial intermembrane space; intracellular anatomical structure; riboflavin synthase complex. Gene Ontology annotation, biological process: riboflavin biosynthetic process. The record is from RefSeq and is a predicted model, not a curated record.
CCCAAAACCUCAUCACCUCGCACCAAACUCAGGUGGAAGACGGUGAGCAAGGCAUUGGUGCGGCGACCAAUCAGCCUGUCUUCAUUCAUUCAUCGACAAAGCUCCAUAGUCAAUCUCCUCAUACGGUUCCCCAUCGGCCGCUGGUCAAGAUGCACAACAAGGGCCCAGCUCCGCAGCUCCAUGACGGCAGCAAUCUCCGCAUUGGCAUUGUGCACGCGCGAUGGAAUAACACCAUUAUCGAGCCCCUCCUUGCCGGCGCAAAGGCUAAACUCAAGGAGUGUGGCGUGAAGGACUCGAACAUUGUGGUACAAACCGUCCCGGGCUCAUGGGAGCUGCCAAUCGCCGUCCAGCGCCUCUACGCAGCGUCGCAAGUUCAAUCGGCAUCGGCCGGCAGCGGCGGCUCCGCGGGGGACCUGCUCGGCAGCUCAACAACCGACCUGGCAUCUCUCCCCUCAGCCUCCUCCUCAAAGGGACCGUUCGAUGCCAUCAUUGCCAUUGGGGUGCUCAUUAAGGGCGAGACGAUGCAUUUCGAGUACAUCGCCGGGAGCGUCUCGGACGGGUUGAUGCGCGUCUCCCUGGACACAGGUGUGCCAGUCAUUUUUGGCGUUCUCACCGUCCUGAACGAGGAGCAAGCCAAGGUUCGGGCCGGUCUCAUCGUGGGGAGCCACAACCACGGCGAAGACUGGGGCCUCGCCGCGGUUGAAAUGGGAGUAAAACGGAAGGCCUGGGCUGCCGGAACCAUUGAAUAGAAACGGAACUGUCAAAGUAUUCUUGUAUGCUUAAGCCCGGAGCCUCUUGCACGACCGCACAUACAAGUGGAAGACAAAGGGUCGCUUAUUGUCCUUCCCUUAUUGUAUAUCGGUAUUACCAGAUUAGAGCAUCAAAAAUGCUAUGUCUAUCAUAAUCCUCCGUGCAGCAGGGGCAGACGCCCCUGAGUUCCAAUACCUUAAUUCACAGCUGCCGACUCUCAACCCACUCUGUCAACCCCCGUCGAGAAAACCGCCUGACAAGCCUGAGCGCGAAUAUACAAUGCAGCACCUUUGCCCGGCAUAUUCAAAUGAAUGCUCUCACGGAAUAAGAAAGCAAAGCUUCAGCCAUGCACUUAACACACCUCCACAUCGCCAUUCCAGCCUCCUCUCAGCUGAUGAGCGCGCCAAUACCGUCGCCGAGAGACUUUUUGGCUCUCCAUAACGACUUCUUCUUCUCUCUUUUAGCCUUCAUGGCCUCCCACCCUUCUUCGUCAUCGUCAUCUGAAGCGCUGCCAGACUUUGCCGCGGUCAUAUUGAGCUGCGAGACGGCACCGGACAUGGUAGAUGACUUUCGCAGGUGGCUCGUUGCGGGUGCGACUGGCACAUGCGAGACGGGACGGUAGCGGCCCGGAAGACCGAUGUUGCUGCGCUCCGAGGGGGCGAUCGACGGGGUAUAGCCGCCGCUUUGGCCCCGACUCGAAGGCGCGUAGCCAACGGGCUGUGUUGGCUGAAUCCAAGACGCGGAACUAGGCUGAACCAUGCUCAUGGUGCGCAUCUGGGUCUCACCCCGCCCGAAAGGGAGAUCGAGCAUCGAGUCGUUACCGACGAAGGAGUGCCGCAUAUCGGGGCCCCUGAGACCUUGAGCGAAACCGCCGCCCAUAGCGGUCAGGUUCCCGGUCGAUGGCGAUGUCAACGGGCCGCCAGCCAUAGACGGAGCGUUUCCGGUCUGGCUCGCCAUCAUCUGCAUAAAUUGCAUCUGCAUUUGCAUGAACUGCUGCAUCUGCUGGGUCAUUUGAAUUUGCGCCUGAUCGCCAGGUGAGAGCACUUGGUGGUUCGGGUUUGGAUUGGCUUGGUACAUCAUGUGAGCAGGGAUACCCGCGAUGGGAUCAAACCCAGCUGUUCCGGCAGUCGGGCCGGGGCCGUCCAGAUGCGGACUGCCUCUUCUCAUCGCGCGGUUACGUUCCUCGCUGGCGAUCACCCCAAUGAGGCCACCCGGAGGGACUGAGGAACCGGAUUGACCUGGCGCAGGAGCACCGCCGCCGAGGGCGAAGCUCUCCCGGACUGAAUUGCGAACGAGGCUGGCGCCAACAAAAGGGUCCUUGGGAAGGUUUCUUGCGAAGGCAGGAAGACGCGAGUUCCCUAAUCCCGGUGCAUCCCCGACUACGGACAUCGGUCGCUGAUAACUCGGCUGCUGCGAGGCCCGCAAAUUCGGAUUCGACCCCAUGGUGCUCAAGCGGUUCGGUGGGCGGUUCUUUGCCGGGAAGCCAUGCGCUGCAAGGAUAGCCAAGGGAAUGUCCUCGUCCUCGUCAGAGUUCUCAGACGUGUUAGCCGCGCUUGGGCCGGGUGCGGGUGCCGAAUUUGGGAGGUUCGGCGUGCUGAACGACAUUUGCAGACCCGGUCUGGAGGGAGGGGUGCUGCUUGCAGAUUCCCCUGUCACCUUCAUCAUCUGCUGCCGGUAGACCGACAUGUGUGCCUCUUGCUUCCGUCUCUGCUUCGCUUGCUGCCUCGCCUUUUCCGCAUCGUCCUCCUCGUCUUCAUAAUUUUCUUCAUCGUCCUCAUCCUCGCCAGCCUUGGCCCCAGGUGCACGUAACAACUCGCGCUCCCUGUCCUGGCGUUCCUUAUCUUUGCGGUAUCGUUCAAAUUCGGCGGGAGUCAUAACUUUGUGGCCUCCGGACAGGCUAUUCUGGUUCCGAGCACCAGAAUAACGACCCGGAUACUGGGAGGAAUGUCCCGGGCGCGAGUUGAACAAGCCAUCCCCAUCUCGCUCCAAGCCAUUCCCACCCCUGGAGUAUCCGUCAACUGGCGCAGAGUCUGGGCCACCUGUCCCUGCUAUGAACUUGGUCACGGUCGAUAGCGAAUCCUUGAGCAGUUUGGCCUCCUCAUCCUCUGCGUCCUCUUCGACCGAAUCGCUCCUCUGGGGAGCGAGCAAAGGUCGACUCGGUCCUACUUCUGGCGAAUGUCCCGACUCCUGCCGUUCGGGCAGCGGUGAUGUGUGACGCUCCGGAGGCGGCGCGUCGUUCUUGACAGUGGGCGACAAUGGAGGACUGGAGGAGGCAAUCAAUUGGUCGUUGGAAUGCUGGCUGCCCCAUGAGUUUGGCGGUGGCUCAACCUUGGUGGUCGUGUCGAUCUGAAUCGGUGAUGGUUGAAUUGGUCUGGGCGCUGUGAGGGAUCGGGGAGGGGGCACCGGCCCAGAAUACUGCUCGUUUCUGACGGUCGCCACACUGGCUCGCUUGUCACUCUCUAGCACCAACUUCCCGAAAUCGCCGCCCAAAUCCAAGUCAAAGUCAUUGUCGAGCCGGGGGGGUGUCACCGUGGUAGUCGUCGAGGUGGAAGAAGUGGGUGCUCUUGGCCGUCCAUUGGCAGGAGUCGGCACACCGGUCACAGCCGGGCUCGACGGCGGUGACUCCUCGAUCGUAGGGGGGGCGGGGGAUGGUUUCUUUGGUCCGCCGAAGGAGAACGUGCGCCCGGCAGCUUUCAGGAACCCGGCGGAGGAAGGCUUUGGGAUAGGAGGUGCCGGAACGUCC